AUGCAAGAGCGGCGGCCCCCAAAACACAGCUUUGCAUACUUAGACUGGGAAUUCUCUUUUCUAUCCUCAGAGGAAUUACACAACAUCACCUACGUCCCCAACGUCACCGACAUCGCCAACAUGUAUCCUAGUCCUCAGAAGUCUAAAAGUACAUAUAGCACUGUGCCGGAUAGUGCUGGCUACUCGGAGUCCUCAGAGCCUCAACGAAUUGGAGGCUUGGUCGAUGUGCCUACAUCCAGCUCUCACAUGUCCGUUCUUCAGCAGAUAGACUUUAUGAAUGCCCAGCCAAAUCCUCGGUCCUUCUUAGCUCCUGGGCAUCAUUCUACCGGGAGAAGGGAAUCGAUAGACACUGGUACAAUUGGGUCUCAAUAUGCAUGGUCCACUGCGUCUAACGCAGGCGUCCUCUCAAACUCUUCUCAUAUGCCCUCCUUUGAGACCUCCAUCGACCACAACACAACGCCUUUCAUUCAAGGUUACUAUCCCCAGGAAUCUCUACAGCUCGCUAUGAGUGGACCAGGCGUGUCGGGCUAUACUCCUCAGCAAAUCGACAAAUGGUGUGUUGAGAGCGAGCCAGCACAAGACUUCUACCAGCCACAACCCUUCCAAAACAUAGGCUCUAUGCGUUUUCCACCAUCAACAGAAGUGCAACCAGAGCCGUAUGCGACAUUCAACAACCAAGUCAAUACUGCGAACGAGCAGUGGCUCUCUUGCCCACUCCAUUCUUCUGAUCCGACCCCAGAAACCUUCUUCCAAAUCCCCCAAUCCGUCUCAAUUCCUCAGUCAAAUCAGUCAGUCCCAGCGCCAACAACCCACCUCUACCAAUCCACUACUACGACCACCUCAAUAUCUUCAUCGCCACCAUGCUCCCUCUCCGACCCAGAUUCUCCACCAGCCGCACCGGGCUCGGCUUCCGGCUUAGGCUCGGGCUCCAACGCAGGCGAUUUAAGCAACUACGGUAUUCCAACUGGUGACGGCACCUGGCGUUGCGCCCACCCAGGCUGUUCCUCGCAGGCUGUCUUCCAUCGAGGCUGUGAUCUGAGGAAGCACUUCAACCGCCACCGCAAGUACCUCUUCUGUCGCUACGAGGGAUGUCCCCAGUCUACAAAGAAUGGCUUUAGCAGCAAGAAGGACCGUGCUCGUCAUGAAGCGAAGCAUAAUCCUGGUGUCUUUUGUGAGUGGGAGGGCUGUGGGAAGGUUUUCAGUCGUGUCGACAAUAUGAAGGACCAUGUGAGGAGGAUUCAUCGGAAGGGGCAGGCUGGAAGGGCUUAG
This is a messenger RNA of Penicillium roqueforti, 1269 nucleotides long. Its product is annotated as putative C2H2 transcription factor. Lineage: Eukaryota; Fungi; Ascomycota; Eurotiomycetes; Eurotiales; Aspergillaceae. The record is from RefSeq and is a predicted model, not a curated record. The transcript has a single exon. The coding region runs from base 1 to 1269 and encodes 422 amino acids.